This is a messenger RNA of Colletotrichum truncatum, 1362 nucleotides long. NCBI's taxonomy places the organism in Eukaryota, Fungi, Ascomycota, Sordariomycetes, Glomerellales, Glomerellaceae. The record is from RefSeq and is a predicted model, not a curated record.
AUGUCUGAGCCUACUGCGUUCGGUCUGUCACGCUCCACUGACAGUGCUGGGCAAGCCUGGCAGGAGACAGCACAAAGCAACUCAAAAAAACAGCAUGCGCUAUCUGAAGAAGGAAAUCCUCAAUCAGAGCCCGACGGACCUCUGAAACAAGUAAUAGCUCAUCGGGACAGCCUCUAUAAGUAUAUCAAUUGGGAAGAACCCGGUCGAACACUUGGCGCUUACACUGGCGUAAUGGGUGUCCUGUUUGGGAUCCAUUACCUACCAAUCACCCAAGUAGCACUGAAAGUUGGAAUGUUGACGCUUGGAGUGGUGUCUGUUUUGGAGUUCGUUACUCGUCCUUUCAGCACUCGCCCUUUGUCAGCGCUUCUACGUCCCAAAGAAUUCAAAAGAAUUCCAGAAUCGACCCUUAACGCCACACUGAAAGACAUCCAUGACUUUACUCAGUACAUUGUGGUGGAAUUCCAGAGAGUUGUCUUGGGACAGGAUUUGAAAAGGACAUUUGCCGCCUUCAUUAGCGUCAGCGCUUUGUACUGGCUUGUUCACUUUCUCUCACCUUUUUGGUUGACCUUCAUGGGGUUAAACUCAAUAUUUAUCGCCCCACUUUUAGCUUCGCCUGAAGGUCGCAGGGUAGCCAGUGAUGCAAGUCUGCGUGCUCAAGAGCUGGUAAACGCAACUGCAGAUAGAGGUAAAGAAGUUGCACAAAAUAGCCAAGCAAAGAUUUCCGAUUUAGCCAGCUUUACCACUACCAAGGGGAAUGAGCUUGCUCAUGAUGCUUCGACUAAAACCGCUGAAUGGUCAUCCAAGGCACAACAAACUGUGUACGACAGUGAAACUGCGAUCAAAAAUGUGUCUAAGAGAGGCAUGGAAACCGCUUCUGACUUGUCAGCUCGAGCGAAAAGUACAGCGAUACGUGCCCCAGCAUCAGCUAAAGAGAAUGUUGGCAAAAUAUCGCAAACUGGAAUGAAUGCGGCAAAGAAAGCACCAGAAAGUGUCAACUCAGCUUUGGGCAAUACAAAACAGUACAUCAGCAACUUGUCAGCCAACCAAAAUAUUAAGAACUUCAGAGAAAAAGCACUUGCAGAUCAAUCGAACCCCCUAGGGGAAAAAACAGCCCAAAGUGAUGGGCACAGCAUCAAAACACCGAGCUUUGCAAACUCAGCUGCUGCUGCGGAUGAAAAGAAUGAUUGGAAUUCCUCGAUGGAAGCAAAACCAGUUAGAACAACCAAAGAUUCUAAUGAGGGGCUUUCGUCUGGUACAGACACGGAUCCGGAGUAUGCAGCAGUCGCACGCCAUGCGGCUACGACACGCGAUGCUCAGGAUCGACCGCCAGUUCCUGUAAAGGCAGUAGUUGAUACAGCCUGA